Molecule: messenger RNA, 657 nt
Organism: Corylus avellana
Lineage: Eukaryota; Viridiplantae; Streptophyta; Magnoliopsida; Fagales; Betulaceae
Source: RefSeq, a predicted model, not a curated record
AUGACAGUAGAGCAAUAUCCUGCCAAGUUCAUUGAACUCUCUCGGUUCGCGCCUUACUUGGUGUUCACAGAAGAGCUCAAAGCAAGAAAACUUGAUCAACAAGCGACAGUAGUUGAGCGGACACAGAAAAUCAACUCGGAAUACUUUAAUCAGAAGAAGAGAACUGCACCGCAAGGAAACUGCUCGGGGGGACAAUCAUUCCAUGCCAAUAAGAGGAGACUGAACCAACUAGUAGAGAGGAGUUACACGCCUCAGCAAUUCCAUAACCAAAGAGGGGGCGAGCAAUGCUCAUCAUGCCAGAAGUGCGGUAGGAUGCAUACUGGGAAUUGCCUCUACGGGCAAUUAGGCUGCUGUAAGUGCGGGAAACCUGGACAUAUUACAAGGGACUGUAGGACUCCUGCCAACAACCAAGCCAAUCAGAACCGCCUAGAAGGACAGAGAACCACAACACCUGCUUGGGUGUAUGCUUUGACACCAAGCGAUGCAGCGGCGUCAAACGACGUAGUAACAGGAACUCUUCCAAUUUCAUCUGGUAGAGCUUUUGUUCUUUUUAAUUCAGGGGCAACACACUCGUUUGUGUCAUAUUUCUUUGCUAAAGCCUACUAUCUAGAGUCUGAAGCCUUAGAUGUAAAUUUAGUAGUUGCUACACUAGUAUAG